This is a messenger RNA of Laetiporus sulphureus 93-53, 4685 nucleotides long. RefSeq lists its product as uncharacterized. The record is from RefSeq and is a predicted model, not a curated record. Gene Ontology annotation, molecular function: calcium ion binding; protein binding. Gene Ontology annotation, cellular component: plasma membrane; cytoplasm. Lineage: Eukaryota; Fungi; Basidiomycota; Agaricomycetes; Polyporales; Laetiporaceae. The transcript is spliced from 7 exons. Bases 80 to 4216 code for a protein of 1378 amino acids. Gene Ontology annotation, biological process: endocytosis; endosomal transport.
CCCGCUUUCGUAUCAUCACUUCACCGUCGCGGACAUUCGUCCAUAAUUUCCCAACCUCAUCCACGCUGGCUUCACAGCCAUGUCCAAAUUCGCCCCGACGCCGGCGGAGGUCGCCCUCGUUAAUCAAAUCUUCACCCAGGCCGAUACCCAGAAACUGGGCGUCAUCACUGGCGAUGCUGCCGUCAAGAUAUUCAGCGGCGCCAAGCUUGCGCCCACCGUGCUCGCGGAGGUUUGGAGCCUCGCAGACGAGGAUAAUAAUGGUGUGCUGACCCGCAAGGGGGUCGCUAUCGCUGUGCGUCUCCUGGGUCAUGCGCAGCGGGGCGAGAAGAUUACCGAGGCGAUGAUUAACCAGCCUGGCCCUAUCCCAACUAUCGAGGGACUUGCAUCACCAAUUUUUCCCCAGUCUACCGGCGUUCCCACACCACGCUCCCCACCUCCCGUUUCACUUCCCCUGUUGACCGCGCAAGACAAGGCCAAGUUUAUGAAGAUCUUCUCUUCGUGCGGACCCACGAAUGGCCUUCUUGGAGGCCAGAAGGCCAAAGACGUGUUCGUCAAGUCCAAAUUGCCUGUGGAUAAGCUCUCGCAGAUAUGGAAUCUAGCUGACACGAAGAACCGUGGAGCAUUGGACGAUGUCGACUUCAUCAUCGCAAUGUAUCUCAUUCAAGCGUCCAUGUCAGGACAGCUGCAAACGCUUCCGUCAAUACUACCUCCUGGGCUCUAUGAGCAAGCGGGAGGUAAGCCGACCUUCGACGGCGUUGCGGUGCAUGCAACAGGCGGAAGCGCAUCAUAUAGCCCGUCCAUGAACUCAUUCCCCAUGCGGCCGAUGAGCAUGAUUGAGCCGCAUUUCACGGGCCAGGGCUCUCCGCUCCACCCACAGAUGACGGGACAGGCAAGACAGACACCGGGCGGGCUGCCCCUCCCUGCGCGGUCCUCCGUCCCACAGACAUCAUCGACAUUUCCAUUCGUGCAGCCGCAAGCUACAGGGUCAGCGCAGCAGUGGGAUGUGACGCCGGCAGAGAAGGCGAACGCGGACCGCCUAUUCGAAACCUUAGAUACCCAGAAGAAAGGUUACAUUGAAGGCGACAUCGCUGUUCCGUUCAUGCUGCAGUCCAAGCUGUCCGAGGAGGUUCUUGCGCAAGUGUGGGAUUUGGCCGACAUCAAUAACGACGGUCGCCUGACGCGAGACGGGUUCGCUGUGGCCAUGCACUUAAUUCAAGCUAAGUUGAACGGAAAGGAGAUUCCGAACACGAUUCCGCUUUCGUUGAUACCCCCUUCCAUGCGUACAGUAAUUGGCACUACCCCCGCACCAGCGCAACCGUUGGUGACGGAUUCUAUCCGGGAUCUUUUGUGGGACGAAUCUCCGCCGGCCUCUGCAACGGCGCCCCCGCAGCAACAAGCCAUUCUUCAGCCCCACAGCACCGGUACAAUGUCAACGCGACCACCACAAACCAUGUCGCCUCCGUCACGUAUGCCGACAAUGCCAGAUCCAUUUGCCGCGAGCUCACCAUUCCAAGUACCAGCCCCGGCUCCCCAUAAGGAUCUUCUAGGAGAUGACGAGGACACGGCGCACGCUGCAUCUCCUCCACUGCAGGAUCAAUCAGCAGAGAUAGGUAAUACCAAGAAUCAGCUUAACUCGACGAACAAAUCUCUGGAGACGGCCAAGGCCGAGCGGGAGAGCGUGGAGCGGACGUUGUCUGAGCAGGCCGCGCAGCUCUCGGCAUUGCAGACGCAGCUGUCUUCUGCCAAGGCGGCUUACGAGACGGAGACUCGUCUGCUCAGCACCCUUCGCGAGCGAUUUGCUAACCAAGCAGCUGACAUACAGAAGGCCAGGGAAGAGCUCAUCCAUGGCGAGAGCAACCUGAGUGCUGUGCGGGUCGAGAAGGCAGAGGUCGAAGGUGCCCUUCUGCGAGACAAGGAGGAGGUCCGCGAUUUGCAGCGCAAGAUGACUGAGGUCGGGAUGCAAGUCGAGACGUUGAAGGUAGAGGUCGAGAAGGCGAAGAAGGAGGCGAAACAGCAGAAGGGUCUCCUUGCGAUCGCGAAGAAGCAGUUGGCACAUCGCGAGGCGGAUAAGGCCAAGGUGGAGAAGGAGCUCGAGGACGCUCAGCAGGAGGUUGCGUCCAUUACCAAGGAGCGUGAAGAAAGUGAAGCUGAGUUGGCAAAGGAGACCCCAACGUCCAUGACAAACGGCCACGGCGAACCGGCUGCAUCGCCCGACAUUCUGGCCAUUGCCGCAGCUCAGCCUUUGCCAGCUACUCCGGAGCUGGUUCCCACUAGCCCGACUGGUUCUGUCAUGAGCCUAGGCAAGAGCAACAACCCAUUCGACAGGGUAGCCAUAGCUUCAGGGACAGGGUCACGCUCGCAAUCACCCUUCCUUCCCUUCACGAACUCAGCGGUACUGCCGACUCCUACGAUUGCUCCUGCCGAGCGGCCUGCAGAAGCUCGUACUGCUUCGCCUGCUCUUUCGACUACGGCCGCAAACCCAUUCCGCUUGCCUCAGGCGUCUUCAAAGGAAGAAGCGCCCGCUGCACCUCAAGCGCCUUCGGAACUUGUGAAGCAGGCUACUGGUGCGUCCGAGGGUGGUGUGCUGUCUCCGACGGACACGGACCUGUUCAGCACGCCUCCUACCACUGCGACAGUACUCACACCGAGCCCUGCCCCGCAACCGCAAGGAGAAGCGCAGGGAAAGACGCAAGCUAUUCCAGCUGAGCCGACACCUGCUCCAACUCCCGUUCCCGCUACCAUCGAGGUUCAGGAGCCCGCUCAGGCCGAGGGUGCGCCAAACGCACAGGAAGAGAAGCCUGCUGCAGAGGAGCAGACGGAUCUGAGCCAUCAGCUGAAAGAGCUCGACGCGGAAGAGUCCGACUCUGAGAGCGACUACGAGGAGAAUGAGCCUCUGGCCACUGUCAAGACGAGGCUCAGCAAAGACCUCACCGGAAGCGAUGCCAAUGGCCAUGCUGGACCAUCCACACAUGCCUCCUCUGCUCCACCUAGUGCAGUGUCUGAGGAUCCAUUUGGUGCUUCCUUCUCUACGACGGAGUCGCCGCAGCCUGCUUCACCUGCUCAGCCAGCCCCAUCAAUCCCCGCUCCUAGUCAACCUCCAGCAGCAUCGGCGGCGGAUUUUUUCGGAGCACCGUUCGUCCCAUCCACGACACCGUCCGUUCCGUCAACUGCACCGUCGGCGCCUGUGCCAGUCCCGUCUAACGCACCUGCAGAAGCCAUCUCCCUUUCCAAUGGAAGCGUAGCGCCUACUCCUGGUGUUAAUGAUUUCGAUGAAGCCAUGGGCAAGAUCUCCGCCAGCCCAAGUACUAGCGGUGGGCCCUCUCAGCCCUCACAAUUCUCGUUUGACUCUGCGUUCGACGACAAUUUCGACUUCGCUGCUGCAAAUGCGGCUGCCAAUCAGACGCCCACGGUCAAUGGGCAUGGAAAUGCGGCUACUGCCACGACAACGUCUUCUCCACCGAAUGCGUUCGAUAGCGUUUUCAUGACUCAGCACAGCACGAGCGCCGUUCAACCUUUUCAUGUGAACACUCAGCAGCCGGCUGCAGUGGCCUCAAGUCCGUUCGGACAGCCCGCUCUCCCUGCCCCGCAGCAGACAAGGCCUUUCUCUUUUGACGAUGCUUUCGGGUCAAGCGCGGGUGAUGCGAACCACACCAGUCCCGGCAACGUUGCGCAAGCGAUCAGUUUUGACGACGCAUUUGGAGGCCGUUCUUCUGCGCUGGCACUUGAUUCGUUCAGCGCGGGUUCCCAGCAUCCCGCUGUCGGGUCUGCGCAACAAAUGAGGGCUGGUCAUCCGUUCCCUACGACCACAUCUCCCCCCUUGUCUCCGACCGGGACCGCUUCGCCCCAGCUGAGCGCCCGCCGAUCAUCAUCGCCUCCUCGACACGCGUCGCCUCCGCCUCGCCAUUCGUCACCCAAGCCUCGGCCGUCAACUUCAUUGUCCGAUAAAGUGCCAAAUGUCAGGCAUUCUAAAUUGAGUCUCCGAUUGCCGUUCGGAAGGAAGAAGAAAAGUCAUGAUACUCCGCCUGUCCCUCCACCACCGUUGCCUUCGCAUCAGAUUGUGGAGGAUCCCACGCCAGCGGUCGAUGACGAUAUCGAGGCAGUGAAGCAGCUCUGUGGCAUGGGCUUCAGCAGAACGCAGGCUGUGGCGGCUCUCGAGAUGCACGGAUACGAUAUGCAAAGGGCGCUGAACAGCCUGCUCGGUGAGCAAAGUGGGUAGACGUCCGGAACCGCUCUCAUGCUUAUGAUUCUAUUGUACUAGGUACGGCGUAAUACGAUUGAUCUUACCUUAUUAAAUGGACUCUUCACUUGCUUUUCUUUUGCACCUGCUCUUCAUGCCAUUCGCACCCACACGUUCGUUCCGAAACUACUCGUAUGACCCUCCUUAUUCCCCAUGUUUUCCUUGCCUUAAAUCCGACGUCCCGUUGAGUUUGCAUCGGAUUGGCAGUUCCUUGUCUGUGCCCUUGUAGUAAGAUUUGCCUGCUUCCACUUGCCGCUCUAUAGAGCAGCAUAGCUAUAUGGAUGACCAAUACCCGAAUACAUCGGUACGACUGACAUACCAAUGCGCCUGAGCCACAUUACAUAGGAAACCCGAGUCUGAUAGUAACUCGAGUCUGCACGUACGUGUAAGGACAAUGCAGGUGUGGUAAUCACAUCAGGUUGCCGCCGCUGUCGCGGCGACAAGGCGC